This is a messenger RNA of Eptesicus fuscus (big brown bat), 4372 nucleotides long. RefSeq names its product Janus kinase 3 (gene JAK3). The coding region runs from base 16 to 3330 and encodes 1104 amino acids. Gene Ontology annotation, biological process: peptidyl-tyrosine phosphorylation; cytokine-mediated signaling pathway; cell differentiation. NCBI's taxonomy places the organism in Eukaryota, Metazoa, Chordata, Mammalia, Chiroptera, Vespertilionidae. The transcript has 23 exons. Gene Ontology annotation, molecular function: cytokine receptor binding; non-membrane spanning protein tyrosine kinase activity; ATP binding. Gene Ontology annotation, cellular component: membrane; cytosol; cytoskeleton. The record is from RefSeq and is a predicted model, not a curated record.
CAGGCAGCUGCACUCAUGGCGCCUCCCGGUGAGGAGACACCCCUGAUCCCUGCGCGCUCUUACAGCCUCUCGUCUUCCGAGGCUGGAGCCUUGCAUGUGCUGCUGCCCUCUCGGGGUCCUGGGCCCCCUCAGCGCCUAUCCUUUUCCUUUGGGGACCACUCGGCUGAAGAGCUGUGUGUUCGGGCUGCUAAGGCCAGUGGCAUCCUGCCCGUGUACCACUCCCUGUUUGCUCUGGCUCUGGAGGACCUGUCCUGCUGGUUCCCCCCGAGCCACAUCUUCUCCGUGGAGGACGAGGGCACCCAGGUCCUGGUCUACAGGCUCCGCUUUUACUUCCCCAACUGGUUUGGGCUAGAGACGUGUCACCGCUUCGGGCUUCGAAAGGACUUGGCCAGCGCCAUCCUUGACCUGCCAGUCCUGGAAUACCUGUUUGCUCAGCACCGCAAUGACCUGGUGAGUGGCCGCCUUCCGGUGGGCCUCAGCCUCAAGGAGCAGGGCGAAUGUCUCAGCCUGGCUGUGCUGGACUUGGCUCGGAUGGCCUGUGAGCAGGCCCAGCGGCCGGAGGAGCUGCUGAAGACCGUCAGCUACAAGACCUGCCUGCCCCCUGGCCUGCGCGACCUGAUCCAGGGCCUGAGCUUCGUUACCCGGAGGCGCAUCCGGAGGAGGGUGCGCCAGGCCCUGCUCCGCGUGGCCACCUGCCAGGCUGACAGACACUCACUCAUGGCCAAGUACAUCAUGGACCUGGAGAGACUGGACCUGGCUAGGGCCACGGAGACCUUCCUCGUGGGCCUCCCCGGGUCUGCUGGUGGUCAAGAUGCGAAGGGGCUGCUCCGCGUGGCUGGUGGUAGCGGCAUUGCCUGGAGUCCAGGAACACAGGAGGUCUUCCAGCCCUUCUGCGACUUCCCAGAAAUCGUGGACAUCAGCAUCAAGCAGGCCCCGCGCGCUGGCCCAGCUGGGGAGCAUCGCCUGGUCACCAUCACCAGGACAGACAACCAGAUCCUGGAGGCUGAGUUCCCGGGGCUGCCAGCCUCCUUGUCCUUCGUGGCGCUCGUGGACGGCUACUUCCGGCUGACCACGGACUCCCAGCACUACUUCUGCAAGGAGGUGGCGCCGCCGCGGCUGCUGGAGGAGCUGGCUCAGCAGUGCCACGGCCCCAUCACCCUGGAUUUUGCCAUCAACAAGCUCAAGACUGGAGGUUCCCUCCCUGGCUCCUACGUUCUCCGCCGCAGCCCCCAGGAUUUCGACAGCUUCCUCCUCACUGUGUGCGUCCAGACCCCGCUGGGCCCCAAUUACAAGGGCUGCCUCAUCCGGUGCGACCCCACCGGAACCUUCUCCCUGGCUGGCCUUGGCCGGCCCCAUAGCAGUCUCCGAGAGCUGCUGGCGGCCUGCUGGGAUGGUGGUCUGCACGUAGACGGGGUUGCUCUGAACCUCACCUCCUGCUGCACCCCUAGACCCAAAGAAAAGUCCAAUCUGAUCGUGGUCCGGAGAGGUUGCAGUCCACCCACAUCAUCCCCUGUUCAGCCCCACUCGGGAUGCCAGCUGAGUCAGAUGACAUUUCACAAGAUCGCCGCUGACAGCCUGGAGUGGUGUGAGAACCUGGGUCAUGGAUCCUUCACCAAGAUCUACCGGGGCUGUCGCCACGAGACUGUGGAUGGGGAGCCUCGGAAGACGGAGGUGCUGCUCAAAGUGCUGGAUGCUAAACAUAAGCACUGCAUGGAGUCAUUCCUGGAAGCAGCGAGUUUGAUGAGCCAAGUGUCGUAUCAGCAUCUCGUGUUGCUUCAUGGCGUGUGCAUGGCCGGAGACAGCAUCAUGGUGCAGGAAUUUGUCCACCUGGGAGCACUGGACACAUACCUUCGCAAGUGUGGCCAUUUGGUGCCAGCCAGCUGGAAGCUGCAGGUGAUCAAACAGCUGGCCUACGCUCUCAACUAUCUGGAGGACAAAGGCCUCCCGCAUGGCAAUGUCUCAGCCCGGAAGGUGCUCCUGGCUCGGGAGGGCACUGAUGGGAGCCCGCCCUUCAUCAAGCUGAGUGAUCCCGGAGUCAGUCCCACUGUGCUCAGCCUGGAGAUGCUCACUGACCGGAUCCCCUGGGUGGCCCCUGAGUGUCUCCAGGAGGCCCGGACACUUAGCUUGGAAGCUGACAAGUGGGGCUUCGGGGCCACAGUCUGGGAGGUGUUCAGCGGUGUCACAGUGCCCAUCAGUACCCUGGAGCCCGCCAAGAAGCUCCAGUUUUACGAGGAGCGGCAGCAGCUGCCUGCCCCUAAGUGGAUGGAGCUGGCCCUGCUGAUCCAGCAGUGCAUGGCCUAUGAGCCAGGCCACAGGCCCUCCUUUCGCGCCGUCAUCCGUGACCUGAACAACCUCAUUACGUCAGAUUAUGAGCUCCUUUCGGACCCCACGCCUGGUGCCCUGGCGCCCCAUGAUGGGCUGUGGAAUGGCGCCCAGCUCUAUGCCUGCCAGGACCCUACCAUCUUUGAGGAGAGACACCUCAAGUACAUUUCACAGCUAGGCAAGGGCAACUUUGGCAGCGUGGAGCUGUGCCGCUAUGACCCGCUGGGAGACAACACAGGUGCCCUGGUGGCUGUGAAGCAGCUGCAGCACAGCGGGCCGGACCAGCAGAAGGACUUCCAGCGGGAGAUCCAGAUCCUCAAAGCCCUGCACAGCGACUUCAUUGUCAAGUACCGCGGGGUCAGCUACGGCCCAGGCCGCCAGAGCCUGCGGCUGGUCAUGGAAUACCUGCCCAGUGGCUGUCUGCGAGACUUCCUGCAGCGGCACCGUGCGCGCCUUGACGCUGGCCGCCUGCUCCUCUACGCCUCACAGAUCUGCAAGGGCAUGGAGUACCUGGGCUCCCGCCGCUGUGUGCACCGCGACCUGGCAGCGCGGAACAUCCUGGUGGAGAGUGAGACGCACGUCAAGAUCGCUGACUUCGGCCUUGCCAAGCUGCUACCCCUGGACAAAGACUAUUACGUUGUCCGGGAACCGGGCCAAAGCCCCAUCUUCUGGUACGCCCCGGAGUCCCUCUCCGACAACAUCUUCUCGCGCCAGUCAGAUGUCUGGAGCUUUGGGGUUGUUCUGUACGAGCUGUUCACCUACAGCGACAAGAGCUGCAGCCCCUCCGCUGAGUUCCUGCGGAUGAUGGGAUGUGAGCGAGAUGUCCCGGCUCUCUGCCGCCUCCUGGACCUGCUGGCCGAGGGCCAGAGGCUGCCUGCGCCUCCAGCCUGCCCUGGUGAGGUUCAUGAGCUCAUGAAGCUGUGCUGGGCUCCUAGCCCACAAGACCGACCAUCCUUCAGCACCCUGGGCCCCCAGCUGGAGGCGCUGUGGAGUGGAAGUCGGGGGUAGCGUCCAGGAGCAUGAGAUGGACACCUUCCCUGCUUGUCUGGAGGGAGAACCUCACUCACUGUCGUUUUUAUACCUCCCGCACCUCUGGGUUCUUGUCGCAAUGGACGGGCCUCUCGAGUUUGGGCAGGGUGCUGCCACCUGCUUCACGGAGACCCCCAGGAGUCAAAUGACAUUGCGUUUGGGGGCGUCCCUGGCUUGUGGAGCAACGGCAGCUUCGUGGCCUUUGGAACUUGUAAAAAUUCAAGACAGACGGCUCUACGGGCCCGUUGAGCCCUGCUCCCAGAGGGGCGGGGCCACAUUUAAGCUCCUCCCACUUUCCCAUCCUCUCAGAGAAUGUCUUCCCUGACUAGUUUCCAGCAGGGACCUUGUGUAGCUUUAAAUACAUGAGCGCAGGCUUCUGCUCGCCCAUCCUGCUCUCACUGGAGGGAGCCAAGGACAAGAGCAGCUGCUCUGGUUGGAAAUUCACUUUUUGGAAGAGCAAGUGUGACUGGGACUAUGUGAAGGGCCAGGAGCUGCUGGGGUCCCAGUCUACCCUAACUGUACCCCAGGGCGUGUUUCCCCGCCUGUACACUGGGGCCUUUCUCUCUUGAUCAGAGGGUUACACAUUGACGACUCUGAAGCCUGACGGGAGCUUUUCAGCAGCUGAGGGAGGGAAAGGCAUUCUUGGCAGAGGGAACAUCAUGGUGACAGUGAGGAAGCUCAGAGUACAGAGUUUGUUGGAGCCACUUACUUGCUGUGUGACAGUGGGCAAGUUGCUUCCCCUCUCUGGGCCCCAGUUCCCAGUUGGCUCCUCAGCUGUGUAGAGUCAACUUAUGGAGGCUUGUGCAGGUUAAGCCCCACCAAACCUUCUCACCUGCCUGCAAGGCUUUCCUGCCACUUAGCCUCCCUGGAAAACUUGCAUUCAUCUCUCAAACCCCAGCUAUCAAUCACCCCCUGUGGCCUUCCUUGGUGUGCUCCCACCACACCCCACAAGGCCUGUGCUUCCUACUGACCAUAGGGCUGGGGUGCCGACUGUCCAGCUGUCUCUUCUGACCUGGAGGCU